This is a messenger RNA of Linum trigynum, 1661 nucleotides long. The record is from the annotation of a GenBank genome assembly. NCBI's taxonomy places the organism in Eukaryota, Viridiplantae, Streptophyta, Magnoliopsida, Malpighiales, Linaceae.
GGCAAAGAGACUAAGAAAAAAGUCUUGAGUUUGCCUAGAGUUAGGAUAUGGAUAAAGAGAAUGGAGGAGAGGUGACAUCUCAAAUUCUUGUCAUUGGUAAUCUUUAAUUUGACAAAUUGGAGAAUGUUUGACUUUUGUUGUUAUGAAAAUAACAAGUGAUUAGGUAAGAGACGAGAGUGACUAAAACUGGAGAGUCCAAAUUGAGUUGGAUGGGGGCUUCUAAGUUGUGACAGAGUGAGCCAGCGAGGAAUGACUAAAGGAUGUGGGCUAUAUUUCAUUAAUUUUUUAAUUUUUGGUAUAUUUCUCGAUAUUUUGAUACAUACCAAGCCCAAUUCUGUAAUCUCGAAUAUCGAAUAGCACUCCAAAAUAAAUCUCAAUCUCAAUCCCUAAAAAAUAAACUGAUAUUCGGUAAUACAAAAUAGUGAUAAAUUUGGUACGAUAUUCGGUAUAUUCUAAAUACCAGUACCAAACUUCCAGCACUCGGAUGUGUUGCCAAUAUUAGUCUAAAUGGUUACCUAUAUCAUCUAACUAAUUAAUGGCAACUUCUUAUGGUGUUCCACACUGAUGUUGUUGGAAUGGGAUACGGUCACAUCCCUCAAGGGGUUGUGAGUUUGAUAACCAAGGGCAAUUUGGGUAGUGCAAAAAAGAAUCUUAUUAAUUACUUUUCUUUUUAUAUUAAUUACAUUUUGGGAAAUUAGAACACAUAUUAAAUACAUUGUUUUAUUUUAAAAUUUAAAUCCUAUCACAAAUAUAUUUCUCUCUCUUCCUAUCUCUCUCUUCCUUUUCCAGCAGCCACUGACUCUGACCAGCAGACCUUCUCCGUUGAAAUCCUUUAAUCACACUCGCUCCGGGCACCUACAAAAAAGUACCACUCGUCAAUGCGCUAAUGGUAAUGAUUUUUGUCUAGUGGUACGUAAAAAUUAUCAAUGGUAUUGUACCAGUACUACUGAUACGAUACCACUAGUCAUUGGUACGUAUGUACCAGUGAGCAGUGGUAGCGUACCAGUAGCGCCUACCAGAGGGUAGUGGUACCAAACAAUAGUGGUACACUACCACUAAGAUCUGGGCACUACCAUAUGGCAGUACCAGUAGCAGCUACCAGAUGUUAGUUGUACGCUACCAUAUGAAAAUCAAUACCGCUAGUCUAAAAUAAAAUAAAAACCAGAUCUAGAAAAAAAAAAGAUGAGGAAAUGGGGAGUUUGUGACAUCGCUCAGGGACCUCGUGGUCGUGGUGGUGGGAGGCAAAGGCUGCGUCUCCACCGUCGAAGGGAUGGUGAUGCAGCGGUGGUGGGAGGGCGGCGAGAAGGUUGCGGCAGUGGUGAGAGGCAGAGGGAGGGUUGCGGCGCAGGGUUGUGGAGAUGCGGUGGUGGGAGGCGGAGGGCGCAACGGGGGCUGCGGGAGGACUCCGGCGGUGUUGCCGGCAGAGUGUGAGAGAGAAGGAAGAGAUGGGAGGAAGAAGAAGAGAGAAUUGUUGGUGAUGGCGGCAGAGAGAGAGAGAGGGGAAAUAGAGUUAAUGUAAAGUUUUGGGUAAUUAAUAGGGGUAAUGAUUUAAUUUGGUUAAAAUUUUCGUCCAAAAAUACUCUUAAUCCAAUCUGUACCGUUAAUUUGAUACCGUUAAUUUGAAAAUAGGGAAAAAAAGAGAAUGAAAUAGAAGGUUAAGA